Molecule: messenger RNA, 2609 nt
Organism: Phalaenopsis equestris
Lineage: Eukaryota; Viridiplantae; Streptophyta; Magnoliopsida; Asparagales; Orchidaceae
Product: U-box domain-containing protein 35-like
Exons: 9
Coding region: 193-2367 (724 amino acids)
Biological process (GO): protein phosphorylation
Molecular function (GO): ATP binding; protein kinase activity
Source: RefSeq, a predicted model, not a curated record
UUCAGAAGUUUUGGUAUGUAAAUAUGGGAGAAUUGUGUGAUGUGCAUGCAAAUGCCCUAAAAUAGAAAUCAAUUUAGUGGAGGAGGAGAAAAAUUUAAAAAUAGGAGGAAAUGCAGAAAUAUAGAUGAUUCAGAGAAUAGGAGGAGGAGAAAUUGCAGAGAAAGGGGAUCUCUGGAGGGGAGAAGGUGAGUAAUGGAGAAAGGGGGUGGAUUUCCAUUGGUGGCUGUGGGGAUCAGCAAUGAUAGGAGCAGCCAGAACGCAUUAAAAUGGGCUAUCGAUAACCUAAUUGCGAAGGGACAAACCCUAAUUUUACUGCAUGUAAACACCCAUGGAUCAGGUUCUCAGCAACAUGCCCCCACCAGAGACUACAAAGGAGCCGAGGAACCUCACAUGAAGGAGCUCUUCCUCCCAUUUCGCUGUUUCUGCACAAGAAAAGAUAUCAACUGCAAGGACGUGGUGAUUGAAGAUCAUGAUGUGGCAAAGGCAAUUGUAGAGUUUGUAUCCCAAGCAGCAAUUGAGAAGCUUGUUGUUGGAGCUCCAUCCCACCAUGGAUUAAUGAGAAGAUUUAGAGGCUCAGAUAUCUCCACCAACAUUUCCAAGGGGGCACCUGAUUUCUGUACAGUUUAUGUUGUCUCCAAGGGGAAGGUAUUAUCAGUGAGGAACUCAGUGAGGGCAGCUCCGGCGCUUUCACCGCUCCGGCUUCAAAUACAGAACCAGGUUAACAUCAGGGCUGAUCCUGUAAAUCAUCAACACGAACUGGAAGCAAAAGGAGGCACAACACCCAAAGCUCUACGCUUGCACGACGAAUCAAUCAAAUCACCAUUUACAAGAGGAAUCCAUGGAAAGUCCUACCCAGAUUACUCACAAACUGAGACAGACAUAUCGUUUGUUAGCUCAGGGAGGCCGAGCAUCGACAGAGCAUUCCUACCAAAGCUCUCUAAUCAUUCAAAAGACCAUGAGCACGGCUUCGAACAGGGACAGACGGCUGUGCGCUUCAUCGAGCCAUAUUAUCAUGGAAAUGAAUUCUCUACCAACUCGGGGGAUAACAGCACUUCAUCAUGGUCAUCUCAAAACAUGGAUGAUGUAGAGGCUGAAAUGAAGAGACUAAGAUUGGAGCUAAAGCAAACCAUGGAAAUGUACAAUACUGCCUGCAAAGAAGCACUCAUGGCAAAACAAAAAGCGCUUGAUCUCGACCGAUGGAAGAAAGAAGAGGAGCACAAGCUGGAAGAAGCUCGCCUGGCCGAGGAGUCAGCCCUGGCCCUUGUAGAGAGGGAGAAGGCAAAAUGUAAAGCAGCCAUGGAAGCUGCACAAGCGCAGCAGAAGAUAGCAGAGUUAGAAGCACAGAAGAGAAGAAAUGCAGAGAUGCAGGCUCACAAAGAGGCAGAGGAGAAGAAGAGUGCCAUAAAAACCUUUGUUACAUCAUUCAGGUACCGUAGAUACACAAUAGAAGAGAUAGAGGUGGCAACAAAACACUUCGCAGAAAGCCUUAAAAUUGGUGAGGGUGGCUAUGGUCCUGUAUAUAGAUGUUAUCUAGAUCACACACCAGUUGCAAUUAAGGUACUAAGACCCGAUGCAGCACAUGGAAGAACACAGUUUCAACAAGAGAUAGAAGUACUGAGCAGCAUACGACAUCCACACAUGGUUUUACUAUUAGGUGCCUGUCCAGAGUAUGGUUGCCUGGUUUAUGAGUAUAUGGCGAAUGGUAGUUUGGAAGAUCGCCUUUUCAGGAGACGAAACACUCCACCGAUCCCCUGGCAACAUCGAUUCCGCAUCGCUGCUGAGAUUGCCACCGGCCUCCUUUUCCUACAUCAAAACAAGCCAGAGCCACUGGUACACCGUGACUUGAAGCCAGCCAACAUUCUCCUGGAUCAAAACUAUGUGAGCAAAAUCGGCGAUGUUGGGCUUGCCCGCCUGAUUCCCCCUUCAGUUGCUAACAGUGUCACCCAAUACCGGAUGACUUCUGCUGCUGGAACUUUCCACUACAUAGAUCCAGAAUACCAGCAGACAGGAAUGUUGGGGGUCAAAUCUGACAUCUACUCUCUUGGUAUCAUGAUGCUGCAGAUCAUCACUGCAAAACCAGCUAUGGGAUUAGCUCGCUAUGCUCGGGGUGCGAUGGAAAACGGUACCUUCCUGGAUCUAUUGGAUCCAGCAGUUACAGACUGGCCAGCAGAUGAAACCAUGAAAUUUGCUGAGAUAGCACUACAGUGUGCAGAGCUCCUACGGAAGGACCGGCCAGACCUUGCCACAGAGGUACUACCAGAGCUCAAUAGGCUGAGAUCUUUUGGAGAAGAAGAUAUGCAGUACCGUAGACUGAAGGUUUCCAUACAGGAUACCAUGGGUGACACCCACAUACAGCAAAAUGGAUGAGAAAGCUGAAAAUGAAAGCCUGGGAUUCUAUUAAAAGAAGAUUCCAACGUGGCCUGAGAAAUAGAUGAUGGGUAUAAUGAGGCCAAGCCAUAGAAUUUUGCUUCAUGUAACAUUUUGUAAAAGUGUUUUCUUAAUUCCUUUGUAAGUGUUAAGUUCUUUAAUCCAUAAAGUUUGCGUCUCUUACAACUUUAUUCAUAAGAGAAAAAAAUGGGACAUUUACAUGUAUACCAUGUAUUUAAAUA